AGGAAAUGUUUAAACUUAGGGUUUUGUCUUCUGACAGCCCAAUCUUUAAAAGCAUCACAUAAAAACUUAAUUGGAGAGAUUAAUAAUAGAAAUGAAGCCUAAGUAAUUUUACCUAUAAGAUAAAAGGCUUCUUGAAAAAAGUAUCUGGUUAAAACAAGUGAGGAAUUAUUGUGGUUGUAUUAAAGUUCUUAAUUAUUGUCUUAGUUUUUACUGUGACCAGCUUAAACCCAUUAUACUAAGGAGGAAGAAACUAUGUAGUUAUUCAAUCCGAAUAUUAUUGGGACUCCCCAAAAGAAAAAAAAUAUUAUUAAGAACUGAAAAUAAUAGAGAAAACCUCUUUAAAUUUUUUCAUAAGGCCUAACUUAUUGGAAAUCAAUUACAUAGCAAGCUCUCAUUGAUUUGUUGUAAAUAUUUAAUAUUAAUACAAAAUUGUAUAGAUGGUUAAGAACAAAAAGAAAUUGAAUACUGCAAUAGUUGGAUAAGUUAAUUCUUAAAGAUAUUCAUGAUCAGCCAUAAAUUUCUCAACUUAUUCAAAAAGCUCUUAUAGAUUUUUAAUACGAUCAUAAUUGUUGUAUAAAAAAUAGGCUCCAUAAUAUGUGAGGAUAACAAAUAUGAGGGAUAAAAUGGUUAACUUAGAAGGAUCAGGAACACUUGUCAUUUUUAAAAUAUAAUCUUCAUCUACCUAAAAGGUAGAAAUAGAACUAGUGUCGAGUGAAUUUUAAAUAGCAUCUCUCACUU
Paramecium sonneborni is the source of this 738-nucleotide messenger RNA. The record is from the annotation of a GenBank genome assembly. NCBI's taxonomy places the organism in Eukaryota, Ciliophora, Oligohymenophorea, Peniculida, Parameciidae.